This is a messenger RNA of Salvia hispanica, 2125 nucleotides long. The record is from RefSeq and is a predicted model, not a curated record. NCBI's taxonomy places the organism in Eukaryota, Viridiplantae, Streptophyta, Magnoliopsida, Lamiales, Lamiaceae.
CGCUUCUUGAAAAACGUCCUUUCAUGCCUGACAUUAUCUAAAACCCUCCGGCGGUGGUGUUCCACUACCUGCGCUCAACCAUGACGGUGCCGCUUUUCAAUCUCGCUCCCGAUAUGGCUGUCUCAAGACUCUGCCUAGGAACCAUGACGUUCGGCGAGCAGAACUCUAUGUCUCAGUCCUUCCAGCUCCUCGACAAAGCCUUCCAAUCCGGAAUCAAUUUCUUCGAUUCCGCCGAAAUGUAUCCGGUGCCACAGUGUGCAGAGACACAAGGAAAGAGCGAGGAGUAUCUCGGAAAUUGGAUUCGCUCCCGCAAUAUUCCACGGGAUCGUUUGGUGCUUGCUACGAAGGUUUGUGGGCCAUCAGGGAAAAUGACUUGGAUACGAAAUGGACCAGAAAGUGUUGAUUCCAGGAAUAUAGCAGAGGCACUUGACAAUAGUUUGCUGCGCCUACAAAGUGAUUACAUUGACUUGUAUCAAGUUCAUUGGCCAGACCGCUAUGUACCUAUGUUUGGAGAAACUGAGUUCGAUUCUCACCGGAACUUUCCCUAUAUUAGUUUUGAGGAACAACUUAUUGCUCUAGAGAAGGCUAUUUGUUCUGGUAAGAUAAGAUAUAUCGGACUAAGUAAUGAGACACCGUAUGGUCUUAUGAAGUUCCUUCAUGCUGCUGAAGGUCUCUCUCGCAAUUCUAGAGUAGUCUCUGUGCAGGUGAAUGCUUAUAACCUCCUCUGCCGAAAUUUUGAUUCCGGAAUGGCAGAAUGCUGUCACCAUGAGAGGGUAAGCUUACUAGCAUAUAGCCCUUUGGCAAUGGGUAUUCUCUCCGGGAAAUAUCUCUCUCUCGAUGGAGGUCCAAGUGAUGCUCGUUUGAAUUUGUUCAAAGGCAGGUAUGCUGAAGGGGAAUCAAGAUACAAUCUGUCAGAUGGUAUCACUGGAAAAGCUGCCAAGUUAUAUUUUUCCAUUGCAAAGAAGUAUGAUGUUCAUCCUGUAUCACUUGCUAUAGGAUGGGGGAGACCUUCCAAGUACGGAGUUAUAUCAAUUAGAUUCGAACCUGUGUUUCCCAAUAUUCUUUUAGUAAAAGAUUGUCUUUGAUUAGAUUAUUACAUUGAUAAGUUCUUGCACUUUUGGGAUGUGCUAUCUUGAGAUCGCAGUAAGGUCUUCAUUUAUUGUUUUAAAACCGCAAGGCCUUGUUUUCUAUGCAUGAGAAGAGGGUGAUAAAUAUCUAUGACAAUUUAAUAUCUUGUUUGAUUCAAAAAUAAAAGCCCUUGAUAAAGUAUUGUAUUCCUAAACGUGUUACGUAUUACGAAAGAUAAGUGUAACUAACUUGAUAAACUAUCCAUCUUCUUGCUCUCAUACUAGUACAAAUGAGUUUUAGUAAGUGCAAUAUGAUAGUGCAGUUUAAUACAUCCAACCAAACAAGAAAUUCAAUGUAUGUAUGGUUAAAUGCAUGUUUAAUACAUUCAAUCAAACAUUCUAAUUUUAGAUGAGUUACUUAAAAGACCAUAAUCUGAUUUGUGGAUAUUAUAGAGCUUAUUUUGUGGAUUUUUUAAGCUUGUAUAGACUUGUAUUCAUCUUAUUCAUGUUUUAGAAGCUCUUUUUUAAGCUUAGCCAAACAUUAUCAGAAACCUCAUUUUUUAUUUAGAUACUCAUAUUUGGUAGUAGUAGUAAUUCCAAUUUACACUAUUUUUAAUUCAAUUUACACAUUAUUUACUCAUAAGUUAUAACUUAGGUCGAUGCUCUUCAUCAAAGUUGUUCAAGCUCAAGUUCGGACAAAUUGGAUGAUUAUGCUUUUGACUUGAUUCAAUUUGUUUGCACUUCUACCCGUAACUGUAAUUUUAUGUGCACAACAUUCCAAGAUGUGGAGAUGCUAACAAUGUUCAAACUAAGAAUCUCAGCUGUUUGUUCAUUUCCUAUUAUGAUUUGUUGUGCAUUAAGCUUAAUAAAGUGUUCUCUAUCACUGUACUACAUUCCUGUUUGAUGAUCAAAUCAGCUUUGUUGUGCCCUAUGAAACUAUUUGGCAGCUUUUGUUUUGAGACACCCUCUUGUGGCCAGUGCUGUUUUUGGAGCUACAAAGCUGUGGCAGCUCCAAGAGGUGCUCGAUGGCUGCAGAGUCGAGCUUACUCCAGAGAUAA